GGCCGGGCGGCGGGCGGGGUGGCUGAGGCCCGGCCCAGAGCUCCGGGCGGUCGCAUUGUUUUCCUCCGAGGAGGCGCGGCGCGAGUGGGGGAUGCGACCCGGACUCCUGACUCGCCCACCGCCGCCGCGACCUGGCGCCUCGAUCCCCGCUCCAUCCUGUUCAGACGCUCCUCACGUCUGCUCGGAACCUCCACCACGGAUCACGAAUCCAGCGCGGUGCGGGGCCGCUGCCCGCGCGCUGCACGCUCCAUCCCGCUGACCCGGAUCUCGGAGGCCAGCAUAUGGGUGAGGGGGCACCCCCGGGGGCCUGAGCUGCCCCGCACAGGAUGCCCCGUGCCUCCUGCUUCCUGCCCUUGCUGCUGCUGCUCCCGCUGCUCCGCUCGCGGGCUGCCUUUCCCCAGGACCCCCUUCCGCUGCUGACCUCUGACCUGCAAGGAGCCUCGCCCUUAGCCUGGUUCCGGGGCCUGGAGGAUGAUGAUGUGGUCGCAGAACUUGGGCUGGACUUCCAGAGAUUCCUGACCUUGAACCGGACCCUGCUGGUGGCUGCCCGGGAUCAUGUUUUCUCCUUCGAUCUUCAGGCCCCAGAAGGGGAGGGACUGGUGCCUAGCAAGUAUCUGACAUGGAGGAGCCAGGAUGUGGAGAACUGUGCAGUCCGGGGGAAGCUGACGGAUGAGUGCUACAACUACAUCCGGGUCCUCGUUCCCUGGAACUCCCGCACACUCCUGGCCUGCGGCACUAACUCCUUCAGCCCUGUGUGCCGCAGCUAUGGGAUCACUUCUCUGCAGCAGGAGGGCGAGGAGCUGAGUGGCCAGGCUCGGUGCCCCUUCGAUGCCACCCAGUCCAAUGUGGCUGUCUUUGCAGAGGGCAGCCUCUACUCAGCCACGGCGGCCGAUUUCCAGGCCAGUGAUGCGGUGGUUUACAGAAGCCUUGGGCCUCAGCCGCCUCUCCGCUCCGCCAAGUACGACUCCAAGUGGCUCCGAGAGCCACACUUUGUCCAUGCCUUGGAGCACGGGGACCAUGUGUACUUCUUCUUCCGAGAAGUGUCUGUGGAGGACGCCAGGCUGGGGCGGGUGCAGUUCUCCCGGGUGGCUCGUGUCUGUAAGCGCGACAUGGGCGGCUCCCCUCGGGCCCUGGACCGCCACUGGACAUCCUUCCUGAAACUUCGGCUCAAUUGCUCAGUCCCUGGAGACUCCACCUUCUAUUUCGACGUUCUACAGGCCUUGACAGGGCCUGGGAACUUGCAUGGCCACCCUGCCUUCUUUGGGGUCUUCACCACGCAGACCAAUAGCAUCCCUGGCUCCGCCGUCUGCGCCUUCUACCUGGCUGAUAUUGAACGUGGGUUCGAGGGCAGGUUCAAGGAGCAGAGGAGUGUGGAUGGGGCCUGGACUACUGUGUCUGAAGACAGGGUCCCCUCCCCCAGGCCUGGCUCCUGUGCAGGGCUUGGCCGAGCGGCCUCAUUCUCUUCUUCCCGAGACCUCCCUGAUGACGUCCUGACUUUCAUCAAGGCCCACCCGCUGCUAGACCCUGCCGUGCCCCCUGCCACCCAACAGCCUCUGCUCACUCUUACCAGCAGGGCCCUGCUGACCCAGGUGGCAGUGGAUGGCACUGCAGGGCCCUACGGGAACACCACGGUCCUGUUCCUGGGCUCCAACGACGGGACCGUGCUGAAGGUGCUGCCCCCUGGGGGCCCCCAGGGGAGACACCAGCCAGUCCUGCUGGAAGAGAUCAAUGCCUACAGCCCCUCCCGGUGCCGUGGGAAGCGAGCUGCCCAGCUAGCACGGCGGGUCAUAGGGCUGGAGCUGGACACAGAGGGUCACAGGCUCUUUGUGGCCUUCUCGGGCUGCAUCAUCUACCUCCCACUCAGCCGGUGUUCCCAGCAUGGGGCCUGCAGGAGGAGCUGUCUGGCUUCUCAGGACCCCUACUGCGCGUGGCAGAGCUCCCACGGCUGCGUGGAUAUCAGGGGGCCUGCUGGAACCCGUGCAGCUCUAGCUGGGAGCCAGGAGUCCAUGGAACUCGGGGACUGUCAAGAUGGAGCAACCGGGAGUCAGUCGGGUGCCGGGGACUCUGCAUACGUGCUUCUGGGUCCUGGCCCUCCCCCCGAGACCCCCAGCCCCCCCAGUGAUGCCCAUCCCUGGCCCCAGUCUUCCACUCUCGGCGCUCACACUCAGGGCGUGCGCCGGGACGUCCCCGCCGCCCCCGCCUCCAGCUCUGUUCCCAUCCCACUGCUCUUGGCCUCUGUGGCCGCCGCCUUCGCCCUGGGCGCCUCCGUCUCCGGCCUGUUGGUGUCCUGCGUGUGCCGCCGCACCCACCGACGCCGCAGCAAGGACAUUGAGACCCCGGGCCUCCCGCGGGCCCUGUCCCUCCGCAGCCUGGCCCGACUGCACGGCCCAGAGCCGCCGCCGCCCCCCAAGGACGCGGACAGCGCGCAGGCGCCACAACUCUACACCACCUUUCUGCCGCCCCCCGACGCUGCGCCCCCUCCCGAGCUGGCCUGCCUGCCCACCCCAGAGUCCACGCCCGAGCUGCCGGCCAAGCACCUGCAGCCCGCGGGCGGCGCCUGGGAGUGGAACCAGAACGGGAACAACGCCAAGGAGGGCCCGGGCCGCGCGCGGGGCGCGCACUCGGCUGGCGGGCCCGCGCCGCGCGUGCUUGUGAGGCCGCCGCCGCCCGGCUGUCCAGGGCAGGCGGUGGAGGUGACCACGCUGGAGGAGCUGCUGCGCUACCUGCACGGCCCGCAGUCCCCGGCCCACUGUGCACCCGCGCCCGAGCCCCCUGCGCCCGGCCCCGGCCUCCUUCCGCGCGACCGCGCCCCGCCCGUGCGGCUGGAUGUGCCCCCCGACAGCCAGUGCGCGGCCCCCAGCGGCCGCCCGGCGCCCGCGCCCCGGCUCGGGGUCGGGGGGAGCCGCCGGCCGCCCUUCCCCACGCACCGCACCCCCCCAGCCCUGCUCACUCGUGUCCCCUCGGGGGGGCCCUCCAGGUACUCUGGGGACACAGACAGACCGCUCCUGUACCUGGGCCGGCCUGAGAGCUACCGGGGCCGCGCCCUGAAGCGCGUGGACUUGGAGAAGCCCCCGCUACCCCCCAAGUCCUCCUUGGGCGGGUCCUCACCCCAGGCGGCCGUGGCCGGCGGCAGCCACUUCAACUUUUAAAGGAUGUGGCUCCACCUAAGGGCCCGGUGCAGCCGCCCCCCAGUCCUCCCGGUCUCGGCUCCAGGGUCCCCGCCCUCUUCGGGUUAAUUUAUUGACUGUGUCCCCCAGUCCUCGAGAGAGGAGUUGGAGGCGAGCAGCGCCCCCUCAGCGAGCCAGCUUUCGGGGGGUCGGGCACCCUCCUGCCCCCUUCCCCAGCCGAGCUGCCUUAUUCGCGCCCCGGAUCCCUGCAGCAAGGGCCCGGGCGGACCGCGGGCGCACCGCAGGCGCGCGGGCGGGGUCCCGGCGCCGCCUUCUACUGUGUAGGAGCCCUGCGCCCGACGCCCGGCCGGCCCGCGCCCUGCUCCCUGGGGCGGCCGCGUCCCGCCGGGGCUAAUCAGAAACGGCUUCCCGAGGCGGCGGCGCGGACCGCGGGUGCGGGGCCCGGGGGACAGCGGCAAGGCGGGGCGGGGCGGGCCUCGAGGCGCGAGGGACCCUCCUCGGCGCUUCUCCGGAGCGGGGCGCGAGAGCGUUUUGGGAGGAAUAAAGUGAAGCCGCAGCAGAAGCGAGUGAAUGUUCGACCCCAGGAAAACUCGUCGGAAAGAGAGUCUGGCUGGGAGAGUCGGGGUCGCGCCCGGCUCGGCUGCAAUGAGCCUCUGAGGGCUUGGGCCCUGUAAGUACUGGGGAACAGCCGGAGCUCCAGGAACUGUCCCGCGCGGCGCCGGGCGCGGGCAGCGAGUCUCCCACCGCUUGCUACAGUCGCGACCUCGGGUGAGCCCGGGCUGCGCUCCUGCCCCGCGUGCUGGGACUCGGCCGGCCCGGCCGGAGGCCGUCGGGACACUUCUUUUGCCCCCGUUGGAUGCAGACGUCCGUCCGUCACGCCAGGACCCAAUGGGGGGGGACGAUAGGUCCCCGCGCCCCACCCACUACCCCUGAGCUAAGGACACUUAAGGCCUCCACCCGGCGGCAGUUGCUUUUCAGAUUUACAAGUUAGGUUUAGUGACGGCACGUGGCUUGCUGUGUCCGCCCCGCUAGCGCCGAGGCUGCGCGGCCUCUGUUGCCGCCUGGAGGCCAAGCCUAGCUUUGCCUCUGGGCGUCCGCACCAAUCCCUCUUGCGCGUUGGCCUCCUAGAGCCUUCUGUGGUGGCGGUGUGGGGCAGCCACAAAAUCUCGUGUUGCAGAACCCUGACCUUUCAUGCCUGUGAUCUUGACGUGUCAGAGCGCUGCCCUAAGUGUUUCCUCAUCUAAAAAAUUUUUAGAAUGGUUUGUUUGAGGGCCUAAGAGCGAUAAUGGAUGUAAUUAUCCAAUAACACGUUCCACGGGCCAGGGAGGGAGCAGCAAAGGCUGAGAAACUGCUUUGGUGCUACAGGCCCGGUUUGACUCCGGCACCACGUGAUACCCGGACAGCUCAGGCACUGAUCCCGAGCUGAGUAUCCCUGGAGCACCACUUCCCCAGCCCCUGCGUAUCCCAAAAGAGAAAGGAAGCAGCAUGGAGGCCUGAGAUGAGUCCUCCAAACUCAGAAUUCUUACUUUGCAGUAUAUGCUUUGAAAUCAAGGCCACUUCCGCCAGUGCUGGGGGAACCAGGGCCACACAUAGUGGUGCUAGAAGGCUGGCAGGCAUGCAGGCCAGGGAUGGAAUCAGGCAUGCGAGGCGUGGACACCUGCGCCACCGCCCAGACCUUUGUUAUCACCUGCUUUUAAGCAGUCACCCUUUUCCUUGCUGGGGUUUUUCACAGGCGGGGCAUUCACCCUCACCUGCUCUGUUGUGAGGUUGCUCCUGGCAGUGCCAGGAUCCAGCCAGGGGCAGAAAACAUAAUUCCUGCACUAGCUCAGUGGCUGCUCGACUUCAAGGCUUUUAUUACUUUUAUUGUUGUUUGGGGGCCACACCCAGUGGUGCUCAGGGAUCACUCCUGGAAGGGAUUGGGGGAACUUAUGGGAUGCUGGGAUCAAACCCAGGUCGGUCAUGAGCAAGGCAAGUCCCCUGCCCGCUUACUAUUGCUCCAGCCCUUCAAUCUGAAAGUUUUUCAAUGGCCUCUGACCUCCCCUCAUGCUGGUUCUCCUCCAGUUAUGCUCUUCCCCCUUCAGAAGUUUCAUCAGGCUGGAGCGGCUCUUCCAUGUCUCUUAAUUUUUUCCCUUUGGGGCUGGAGAGAUAGCACAGCGGGUAGGGCGUUUGCCUUACACGUGGCCGACCCGGGUUCGAUUCCCAGAAUCCCAUAUGGUCCCCCGAGCACCGCCGGGGUAAUUCCUGAGUGCAGAGCCAGGUGUGACCCCAAAAAAAGCCAAAAAAAAAUUUUUUUUCCCUUUGGUGCAAAAGUAUUAUAAAUCAGACGGAGCUGGAGCAAUAGUACGGUGGGCAGGGUGCUUGCCUUGCAAGUGGCUGAUCUGGGGUUGAUCCCCAACACUCCAUAUGGUCCCCGGAAUCCUGCUAGGACUGAUCCGUAAGCACAGAGCCAGGGGUAGUCCCUGAUCACCACUGGGUGUGCUCUAAAAACAAAAGAAGUCCUCCAAAAAACAUAGUUCAGGAGAUUUCUCUUGCCUCUUCAUAGGUCUCAGCUAUACUGAGAGCCUGCCCAGGGCAGUGGGAGCAAUUGUGUUGGCCUGCAAACUAUAGCCUGAGGCUCUGCCUCGGAUGGUUCAGUAACCUCAGCAACCCCGCUAACCUCUCUGAGCCUCAAUUUCUUUCAUACAGGAUAAAAAGGACAUUUGCCAACAGGGUUUAUAAAGCAUCAUAUAAAUAGUAUCAACAGGCUACAACUGGUUUCUACUAUUUAUAUACAGAGCUAGAGCAACAGUACCGUGGAUUAGGGCACUUGCCUUGUAUACAGCCAACCUGGGUUCAAUCCCUGGCAUCCCAUAUGGUCUCCUGAGCCAGCCAGGAAUGAUCCCUGAGUGCAGAGCCAGGAAUAACACCUGUGGCCCCCAAACAAACAAUAAAAUGGUAUAAACAAUUAUUUGUCCAAAAUGAGUACUACCAAGUAGGUAAUUCAUGAAAACUCAUAAAAUUCAUUCUGGUAGGGUAGAGAAUAAUACACCAAGAGGAUGAAUUCAAAGAAAUUUUCACUGGUUGUUAAGAGAUGGAUAAACAUGACCUCAGUUAAGGGGUCUGCUAAUAGUCUUCUUUUUUAAAAAUGAGGAUGUUAACUCAAACUUUGUCUUUAGGAAAAAGCAAAAGGUGCCAACAGGAGAUAUAGUUGGCAUCCUGAGGGAUUUCUAAGCUGAUUUCUCAGAGGCACCCUGGGAAGUUCUGCAAAAACCAGAGCCCCAGUAGGCAUAAUGCAUCAGCUUGUGUAAGGCUUUGGGGACCUGAGAUGCAGAAGGUGCCACAGUCACAUACUGGAAAAGCUGUUCAGCAUCUUGGAUUUUCUGGGAGCAAAGUCACAAGGGCCUGAGCUAUUCUUAGCUUUCAGAUUUGUCUCCUUGAUGCUACUUCCCUGCUCUUGGGACCCCAAAGUGCUGACACUCUGCUACAUAACUCUUCUUGCUUCAAGUAUUGCUGGUCAGCAACUUUUGAAGAUGUCUCUUGAAUUAGUUUAGGAGCAAAAUUUACUUUAAAAUUUGUGAAAAACAUUGCUUGGAGAAGUAAUUUUCCCCUUGGUUUUCUUUUCUUUUUUUUUUAAACUUUGAUGCCUCAUUUGGUUCUAUUAAAUAAGUCAGGUACCAGCAUUAGCACCCCUCAAAGUGCUGGAGCUCUGACAAUGAGGGUUGUAGCCCAUAAAGCAACUGGCUCCAGACAUAUCUUGUUGUCAUCCCCUUUCACACCUAAUCCAGUAGGAGUGGCACUGGAGUGAUAGUACAUUGGUAGGGUGUUUGCCUUGCAUGUGGCCUCAGCAUUCUAUAUGAUCCCCCAAGCACCGAAAUGCCAGGAGUAAUUCCUGAACUCAGGGCAGGAAGAUAACCCCUGACAAAUGUUGACCCAAAAAGCAAGCAAAAAAAAAAAUCCAGUGGCAGCUUUACUGACACAAGACCUUAAAAAGUGAGGCUGGAGCAGCAGUACAUUUGUAGGGCAUUUGUCCUGCAAGCAGCCAACCUGGGUUCGAUCCCCAGCUCCCAUGUGGUCCCCCAGCACCACCAGGAGUAAUUCCUGAGGGCAGAGCCAGGAGUAACCCCUGAGCAUCGCUGUUGGGAAAAAAUAAAGACCUUAAAAGGAACAGCUUCAGGGACAAAUAUCCAUAUUCAGAUUUAGUAUCAGAUAUUGCCGAAAACCUGAGAGCAACCUGUAGGAGAAACGUGAAAGGCUGAUGAACAGUUGAUCCAGUGCACAUUCUACAUGGAACAUGAUGCUAACACCCAACUCAAGGGCCAAGGCAUCUGGUCUAGGACCUGAAGCUUUUUUUUUGCCACACCUAGCAGUAUUCAGGGCUUAUUCCUGCCUCUGCACUCAGGGAUCAUUCUUGGGAGGGCUUGGGGGACCCUGAGGGGUGCCAGGGAAGGAACCUAGGUUAGCUGUGUACAGGGCAAGCACCCUCUUCGCUUACUACUGCUCCAGCUUCCAAGGCCCUGAAGUUUGCCAGUGACCUGCACUUGUUCCUACAUGCAGCUGGAGAUUCCACGGUCACUGUAAGCCCAGUCCUUGGAAACACCUACCCACAAGACCCUUAUCUGCAAUUCAGAAUGAACUAAGCCAUCAAAAAAUAUUCGGGGAUUGGGGAGAGGGGUGGACACACAGAAGUGCUCAGGGGUGACUCCCUCAGAUGUGAAUGCUGGGGAACCAGAUGUGGUGCUGAGAUCACACCUCAAACCAGGGUCAGCUGCGUGGAAGGCGAGUACCCUUCCUUUUAUACUGUGGUUCCCAAGCCAAACUGAACAGGUAGUGUUUUGCUAAGGGACAAAGUAUGGGACCCGAGAGCAUGAUUCGGGACCCUGGCCUCAAUUCCCAGCAGUGUGUGUAGUCCCUUCAGCAUCAAGAGGAGUGACCUCGCCUCCCCCCACCCCGCCCUGAAAACUGUUGGGACUAGCACCUUAGAACUGUUGGGUGUGACUCCCCCAAAAAACUAAGAAUACCAGUUGAUGGAGCACAUUUAUGAGAGCCUGAUUUAUUUGUUUUUUUGGUUUUUGGGUCACACCUGGCAAUGCACAGGGGUUACUCCUGACUCAUGCACAUCGAGCAAUAGCACAGCAGGUAGGACUGAGCCUGAUUUAUUUAUUUUUUGCUUUUUUGGGUCACAAUCGACAAUGUGCAGGGGGUACUCCUGGCACUCAGGAAUGACUCCUGGCGGUGCUCAGGGGACCAUAUGGGAUGCUGGGAAUCGAAGUCGGGUCAGCCAAGUGCAAGGCAAAUGCCCUACCCGCUGUGCUAUCACUCCAGUCCCAACCUGAUUUAUUUUUUAUGGAUUUUUGGGCCAUAUUCAGCAGUGCUCAAGGGACCAUUCGAGAUGCUGAGUAUGGAACCUGGGUUAAGCCACAUGCAAAGCCUUAUCCACUGUACUACCUUUCUGGCCCAAGAGGUAUGACAAAAAGUCUACAGUUGUGUUCCUUGAACUACAAAUAAUACAGAUGUUAGUCUUUUGUUUCUGGGCCACACUGGGCAAUAUUCAGGGAGUUACUCCUGGCUCUACAUCAGGAACACUCUUGGUGAUGCUAGGGACCAAACCCGGGUCAGCCAUGUGCAAGGCAAAUGCCCUACCUGCUGUACUAUUGCUCCAGCUCAUGUUGACAGUCUCGAUGUAUAAAAUAUCCAAUUUUAAUAAAAACAGUCACUUUGGGGGGCCAGAAUGAUAGUACAGCAGUAGAGCAUUUGCCUUACACACAUCCAGAUUUAAUCCCAGCACCCACAUGGUCCCCUGAGCACUGCCAGGAGUGAUCCCCAAGCACAGAGCCAGGAGUAAGCCCUGAGCACUGCCAGUUAUGGCCCCAAAACCAAAAUCAAACCACCACCAACAAUCACUUUGGGCGUGAGAGAUGGACUAGGGGCCGAGUGUAGACUGCACACAGGAGCGCCAGGCUCAGUCACGGGCCCUAAGCAGAGUGAGGAGCAGCCCCCAAGCACUACUGGGUGCGGUUCCCAAACCACAAAAACCAACAAUGAAAAAAGGACCCCAAAUUCCAUCAGCAGCAUCUCAUGCCCGGCCUCUGCCAACACCACUGCUCGUCUGAGCACUCAGGCCCAUACUGCCAGGACAGUCCCGGGAGCCCAGGUACCAAAGGGGAACUCCCGAGAACACACACACGGCUGAGGAACAGCCACAAGAAAGCCAGACGUGUGGCGCACCAGAAGAGCCCUGGGCAGGGGCAAGAAGAAUCCAGGCCAGCCACGGCCUUGCCUGCCCCAUCAGUGCACUGGGUAAGUGACAGUUGCUGCCAAGGGGCCUCUGUGAUGAAGCAGGAAAUACAAUUUUGGCUAAGGAGACCAAAGCAAAUGAAAAACCAAACAAUGCUGAAAUGUCUAAAACUUUUACAAUUUAUUAAGAAACCAUGUUAAGUGAAAUAGUACAAAAGUUGCAUAUAUAAUACAGAUCUGUAUAGGUAUAUAUACAUACACAGAGCUUAUUCACGUAACAAUUCUGCUCUUCAGAACCAAAGUUAUUUAAAUAAAAUUCUAGAUAAAAAGUGAAGUUUAUUUAAGUUUUCCUAAUACUAUACAUAAAGUUUUCAGAAAGUCUGACAAAUGGAGGAUGUUUUUUUGGUUUUUCUUUUUUUGUUGUUGUUGUUGUUGCUUUUUUGGGUCACACCCAGUAAUACACAGGGGUUACUCCUGGCUCUGCAUUCAGGAAUUACCCCUGGCAGUACUCAGGGGACCACAUGAGAUGCUGGGAAUCGAACCCGGGUCGGCCUCGUGCAAGGCAAAACGCCCAACCCACUGUGCUAUUGCUCCAGCCCCUACUGGAGGAUAUUUUAAGACCAAUCACUGCGCCUGCCCUCACUCUCUCCCCUCUGAAACAUCAUGGCCUUGGCAGAGGGACAAGCACAGGACAAAGCCCUAGUGGGCAGCUGAUGUCAUCAUUGCUAAUAGAGCAAAUUUUCCUGAGAGCAGUAGGCAGUAGACGGGAGCGGGUGCCAUCGGAAUGAAUUCUCAGAAACAAACCAGAAUAAACAGAACAUCCGCAACAGGGAGGACAGGGAGAGGAUCGAGGAGAGACAGGCCCGCAGAUUAGAAAUGACCUGCUACUUAGGGCCUGGCGGUGGUGGAGACGCAACAGGGAAGAACAAUGGGGCGAGAGAAGCAGAAGCACUUAAGGGGGGAGAGGAGAGGAGAGAACAGAUUUCCUGCCAUCAACCAGCCAAACUGCUAUAGUGGAAUCUAGGAAUGUCACCGUACCCCUAAUCCUAGAGAGGCUCACUGGAGGUGCGGUGGGGAGACGAAAUAACAGGUGCAGAGAUACCUCAUUUGAAUCACAUACUUUUGCUCCUGGUCUCCUUAUUCAUACUAACUCAGACAAGGGUAAGAACCCAGCCCAGCAGAAGAACAAAUCUGACCGACAUUCCAACUGAAAGCUCUUCCUCCAGUCAGAGAAGUCUGUGCAAGAAGCAAAUGGGGGGCAGAGAGACAGAACAGGGGCCAAACCAUUGGCCUUGCAUGGAGCAAUCCUGGGUUCAAUCCCCAGCAUCCCCUAAAGUCCCGUAAGCCCUGUCCAGAGUGAUCCCUGAGCAGAGCCAAUGGUAAGCUCUGAGCACCACUGGGUGUGGCCUCCCCAAAAAAUAAGAAAAUAGGAGGCCAUUCUCCAAUAGACUUCUUGGUAAAUUAAUUUCUUUUUCUGUUUUGAGGCCAUACCCAGCUGUGCUCAGGCGAAAGUUACUCCUGGCUCUGCUCUCAGGAAUCACUUGUGGCAGGGCCCAGGGGACCAUACGGGAUGUGGGGGAUCAAACCUGGGGUCAGCUGUGUGCAAGGCACAUGCCCUACCUGCCGUGCUAUCUCCUUAAAUUAAUUUCUCUUACAGCAACAAAAAAGAAAUUAAAUAAUUUUGUUAUAGAUUGCAAAUACUUUUAAUAGAUCUGAAAACUUUAAUAAUGUAAAGGCUGAAAAUGGAGAAAAGGCAAAAUCAAAAGUACCUAAGAGCAUCUUUCUUUUCUUUUUUUUCUUCUUUUUUGGUUUUUGGGUCACACCUUGGCAAUGCUCAGGGGCUACUCCUGGCUCUGCACUCUAGAAUCACUCCUGACCAUAUAGGAUGCUGGAGAUCAAACCAGGGUGGGCCUCA
Molecule: messenger RNA, 11256 nt
Organism: Sorex araneus (European shrew)
Lineage: Eukaryota; Metazoa; Chordata; Mammalia; Eulipotyphla; Soricidae
Gene: SEMA6C
Product: semaphorin 6C
Exons: 19
Coding region: 327-3149 (940 amino acids)
Biological process (GO): axon guidance; neural crest cell migration; negative regulation of axon extension involved in axon guidance
Molecular function (GO): chemorepellent activity; semaphorin receptor binding
Source: RefSeq, a predicted model, not a curated record